This is a messenger RNA of Pectinophora gossypiella (pink bollworm), 4187 nucleotides long. It is a transcript of the gene FANCD2, whose product is annotated as Fanconi anemia group D2 protein. Gene Ontology annotation, biological process: interstrand cross-link repair; mitotic intra-S DNA damage checkpoint signaling; homologous chromosome pairing at meiosis. Gene Ontology annotation, molecular function: DNA polymerase binding. Gene Ontology annotation, cellular component: condensed chromosome; nucleus. The record is from RefSeq and is a predicted model, not a curated record. Bases 104 to 4159 code for a protein of 1351 amino acids. Lineage: Eukaryota; Metazoa; Arthropoda; Insecta; Lepidoptera; Gelechiidae. The transcript has a single exon.
AAAAGUGUUUUGAAUGGAAAUGGGCGGUUUUUAAUUUUAUUAAUUUCUGCUGGUAUAACUUAUAACUUUACAAGUUUAAUCAAAAAGCAAUCUGUGUAGUGCCAUGAGUGCCAAGAGAUCCACAUCACAGCGGGCCAGUGGUGAUACAGGAAGCCAGAACAAGAAGCUGAAAACUGGAGUACCAAACAACUAUUUGUACAAGACUUUACAAGAAAGCGGUUUCACUCUGAAGCAUCCUCCAAAUAAGUGUAUAGCUAAUCAGGAAACUAUUCAUGUUGUGCGUAACAUUAAAAAGAACUUGCAGAAACAUUUCGAAUAUCCGAGAAAUGUAGCAGAACUUUAUUCAGAUUUUGAAAAAGAAUGCCAAAGUUUAGACAUUUUCAAACAUUACCUGUUUCCAAACAUCAUAAGGAUUACAGAAGAUUCACCCGACGAACAUGCUAUCAGCGAUAGCGUAAUAAAAAUACUCCUGAGUAUUCCAAUUUUACAAAAUAAACUGAUAGAUUACAUUUUCGAAAAAGCUAUUGACUUGGCAGCAGAGUCUAAAUGCGCUCCAUGGAUUCAAAUGAUUUUAAAAUGCUUAUCAUCAUUGGACAAUGUAGUUGAUACAGAGAAAAUAUCAGCACACUUGAUCAAUUUGUUAGAUGUUUCAUCAGAAAAGAUUGUUCGUUUGGAAAUCAUUAUUGCAAUUCCAGACAUUGUGGGAGAUCAGGAACAUAACAAUAUUGCUGCUGAAAUGAGCAGAAUACUGAGUGAGGAUCAUGACCUUGUGCCAGCCAUAUUAGACUGUCUGUCUUACUUGUGCCUGUCUGAUGAACAAUAUGCUGAGUUACAAAAGAAAACUUUAAAUAUUCUCAUGACAUUGUCCAAAUGCAACUACUUUGCAAACUUUGUAAAAUUCUUACUUAUGCCAGGACGUAUGAGUGAUAAUGCUUAUUACGAAGCAGUUUUAGGUUUGAGGAAUGCUUUGGGCUGGCCCACAUCUAUAGCAAAAAGUCAAGAUAUUGCUUCAAGUCAAGUCCUCACAGCUGCUGCAAUGCGCAAUUCAAUGAUAUCAUCUAAAAUUACUGCAAAUGCUUGGCUGAAACUAAUAACCUCUUGCAAAGAAAGUACUGACCACAAGCCAAUAGAUUUCAUUAUUCUCCUCAUUCUGUAUUCUACAUCAGAUGAGAAACAGAAACAAGUGGAAAACAUAAUUAGAAAACAAAUAAAGUCCGAGGCUCUAAAAGAAAAUUUACUGAAUGACACAUUCGAAAAAUUCAAACCAAUAUUGAAAGAUUAUUUAAAGACCUUGAUAGACCUGACAAAUUCCCUGUUGAAGGCAAAAGAUCCUUUGAUAGAGUCCUUUGCUUCACAUAUCUAUAUGCAGAUGUUAUCACACCUAGAUGAUUGCAGCCAGACUAUUGUUGCAGAGUUACUACAAUUAGGCUUAGAUUGUAAACAAUGCAUCAUGCAGAUCCUGCUAAUAUUAAAUAAUGUUGCAACUAAAGAUAUGUCUUUAUUGAAACCACAAAGUCUUCAAAUGUUAACUCUAUUGGACAGAAUGGAUGAUAUGUCUCUUGCUGAAAUCAGAGCAGUGAUGGAUCUUGUAUGCGGUCUUGCUUAUAGUUACGAAAAUUCGGUCAUAAGGGAUGACAUUCACAUGAUUAUAAGAAAAGAAUUGAGCAGUUCAAGUCCUGCCAUUAAAAUACAGGGAAUACUUGCUGGAAUCCAUGCUGUGAAAUAUCUUGCUGCUACCAAUGCUGACGAGGACCAAACAGUUGAAUUUCCGGAUGAUGUAAGUUACAGUUCUGUUACCCAUUUGUCAGAAGGUGACCUUCGUGAAGCAGCACAAGUCAUAGAACUAAUUAGUCGUAGUACAAGACAGUUUCCUGAUAUGAUUGCAUUCUUUUAUGAUGAACUCUCUAAUGUCAUUCAGAUAGCACACCACAUCAACAAACAUUUUAUGUCUUGGUUAACUGAUGCUGUGACUAAUGAUUUGCAGCAGAAUUUUAUUGUAGAUACCUUAGAAGCUGAGAGAGUGGGUGAAUUAAAAUUAAUAAUGCAAUAUUGUCUCAACGCAGAAAGUGAAAUGGAAGAAGUUAUAGCUAUAAAUGUAGGUGGACUGUCUCUGAAAACACAGGAAGAAGUUGUAGUGGGUAUUUUAUCUCCAUUGUUUCAACUUGUACAAACAUUGCACUCAAGGCAACAUGAUGGGAAUUUAGCAAGUAUUGAUGCUUUACUGGGUUGUGCUAUUGUUAUGCCUAAAUUUGAUAUAGAUCUUGUUGAGGAUAUGGAGAGUACAACAGUACGCAGUAUUUUAGAUUGUCUCGUCCAUUGCGUAAAUUGGUUUCGAGAAUUACUAAAUGCUUUUGCGACACAAACUGAUGAAGCUCUUAAAAUGAAAGUAAUGAACAGAGUUCUUCAAAUAGAAGAAAUUGAAACAUACAUAGGACAAAUUUUAAUGACAAGCAAAAUACAGUAUAAACCUCCUGUUUGUACAUUUGACAUCAAUAAAUAUAGAGGAGAAAGUAUAGAAAAGAAGCCCAUUAAAGCUCAAACUACAAAACAAAAGUCACAAAAGAAGGCACCUCAAGACGAUACUUUAUUACCUGAAACUGCCAAAUCUCAGGCAACACAAAAUCAAAACACAGUGAAAAACAAACUUGAAUCAAUGCACAAUAUUCCCCUGAGACCUCUGAGCUUAAAAUUGCUUCAUCUUUUGAAGAUGGAUCUAAUAGCUGACAACGAUUCAGAAGCGCAUUUGAAUAUCAAAACAUUGAAAUUUCUGUUAAAAUGCAUCAAUUGCAAUUUAGAAAAAAUCUUGAUAUCAAAAAUAAAAAGAAAAACAUUUCUCACAAAACAAGAAAGUUGUGAUGUUUAUGAUUCUAAGAAAGCUGAAGAAUGUGCGAAAGCUGUAUACGAUGUACUACCUAAAAUGGUGGAACAUUUGAAGUUUGUAACGACUUUUAUAGAAAGUCAUACCAAUGAAAACACACAAAACGAAAGUGGUUUCAUGUAUUCAACUGAAAUGAUUGAAUACCUCACAUGUUUGGAGUAUCUCUAUAACAUGUUCACUAUUUAUUUCAAAUGGAUUGGAUUCAAAAACCAUAAUAGUGCCUUAUUAAAAUCAUCUCUAAGGACUAUAGCAAGUAGUAGCGAUGGCAGUGUUAUUGCCUUGAAGGAUCUUUUAUUAAAUGUUGCUAAAUUCCUUCAGAAGCAUGAAACGUACUGUUUGCAACUAACUACGGCUGUGUCAUUAAUAGAGUUUUUAAAAGCUAUCCAAGAGUUUUCGAAUACGACCAUUAUACUUAAAAUAUUGCGAGAUAUGGCCCAAAAUUUUCUGUCUCAACAGUGGAAAACUCCAGAUGGAUUACCAGAGAAAGGACUAUUUUUCAAUCAAAGCGUAGACAGAUUUGCCGGAAUUUACUUCAUUAACAAUGAAAUUAUAGCUCUCAAGAAUCUAACUUUACAGUUGACAAACGAUAUUAAAGUACUCAAAGGCAAAAACGAUACCCUAACAUCAUUUAAAUGUAUUAACAAAGGGAAUUUCCCGAUUUUAUAUCGUAAUUUGGGAACGGCGCUUCACGACGCAACUAAAUAUCGUUUAGAGAAAGGAUUAACUAAUCCUGAACAUUUAAGUUUAUGGAAAGAUGUAGCGUCUUCAUUGAAAUACAUGUCCGAAAUUGCCAAAACAUUGGAAACAAGAAACAAUUUAACAGCGUUUUUCAAAAAAUCUUUACCAGUACUAAAGCUAUUUUUAUCGCAAGGUAUACCCAUACUUGAAUUAGAGUUCAAAAGUGAAACUGAAGAAGUGUUAGAAAUAUUGAAAAUAUUGCAACAGUCAACAAGAUUUUUACAAUCACUGUGCUGCCAUUCACGGUUGAAGAAAGACACUGCUCUGAUGAGUAAGGUACCUUACAUGAGGCAAUUGCUAGAAACUUUGAUUUAUAAAGUAAAGGCUAUACUCGCUGCCAAUCACUGCUCUGAAGCAUUUUGGAUGGGAAAUCUUAAAAAUAAAGAUAUUCAUGGAGAAGUAAUUGCUACCCAGCAAAGUGUAAGUGAAGAGUCUGUCGAAGUUUCAGAAGAUGGUGAUGAACAGUUACCAGAUGAUGAUGAAGAUAGUGAUUCUGAAAUUGAACUUAAUUCAGAUCUGAGAGGCUUUAGUGUUAUCCACUGAUAGAUAAGUGAAUAAAAAUGUUUUUUCA